Messenger RNA from Andrographis paniculata, 2579 nucleotides. Its product is annotated as transketolase, chloroplastic. Gene Ontology annotation, biological process: pentose-phosphate shunt. Gene Ontology annotation, cellular component: cytosol. The record is from RefSeq and is a predicted model, not a curated record. Gene Ontology annotation, molecular function: transketolase activity. Lineage: Eukaryota; Viridiplantae; Streptophyta; Magnoliopsida; Lamiales; Acanthaceae. The transcript is spliced from 7 exons. Bases 63 to 2291 code for a protein of 742 amino acids.
CGUCGUCUUCUUCUUACCAAACUCGAUCUCGACAUUACCGAAGAAAACCGCAGUGCACAGCCAUGGCUUCUGCAUCCUUCACGCUCUCCCAGGCCAUCCUCUCACGCUCCACCAAUCACCGUCACCGUCUCCCCCCCUCCGCCGCCCCGACUAUUUCAAUUCCAUCCUUCUCCGGCCUCAAAUCCGCCUCGAAUCACUUCUUAUGCACCAUUCCCCGCCGCCAAACCCCUAACCUAACUCACCUCCCGGCGAUCAGAGCCUCCGCCGCCGUCGAGACCGUCGAGAAGACGUCCGAUGUCCAGCUUGUGGAGAAGUCGGUCAACACGAUCAGAUUCCUGGCGAUCGACGCCGUGGAGAAGGCCAACUCCGGUCACCCUGGCCUCCCGAUGGGCUGCGCUCCGAUGGGACACGUUUUGUACGACGAGGUUAUGAGGUACAACCCGAAGAAUCCCUAUUGGUUCAAUCGAGACCGCUUCGUGCUCUCCGCCGGCCAUGGAUGUAUGCUGCAAUACGCCCUCCUUCACCUCGCUGGAUACGAUUCCGUCAAGGAGGAGGAUUUGAAGAGUUUCCGACAAUGGGGAAGCAAGACUCCCGGCCAUCCCGAGAACUUCGAGACUCCCGGCAUCGAAGUCACCACUGGUCCUCUUGGCCAAGGAAUUGCGAAUGCUGUUGGUUUAGCCCUGGCCGAGAAGCACUUGGCAGCUCGAUACAACAAACCGGAUUGUGAAAUUGUCGACCAUUACACAUACGCGAUUCUUGGCGAUGGGUGUCAAAUGGAAGGAAUCGCAAACGAAGCCUGCUCAUUGGCGGGACACUGGGGACUCGGGAAGCUGAUUGCUUUCUAUGACGACAAUCACAUCUCCAUUGACGGAAAUACGGAGAUCGCGUUCUCUGAGAGCGUAGAAACCCGAUUCGAGGCUCUCGGUUGGCACGUGAUUUGGGUGAAGAACGGUAACACAGGUUACGACGAGAUCCGCGCUGCCAUCAAGGAAGCUAAGGCGGUGAAAGACCGGCCGACGCUCAUCAAGGUAACUACAACGAUCGGUUUCGGUUCUCCUAACAAGGCCAAUUCAUAUAGCGUGCACGGAAGCGCGUUGGGUGCCAAGGAAGUCGAGGCUACCCGAAAAAACCUCGGAUGGCCGCACGAGCCCUUCCACGUGCCGGAGGAUGUGAAAAAACAUUGGAGCCGUCAUACUCCCGACGGCGCUGCUUUGGAGGCCGAUUGGAAUGCCAAAUUCGAAGAUUACGAGAAAAAGUAUCCCGAGAAAGCGGCCGAGCUGAAAUCUAUCAUCGAGGGAAAACUCCCGACGAGUUGGGAGACGGCUCUUCCGAUAUACACUCCGGAAAGCCCGGCCGACGCUACUCGGAAUUUAUCGCAGCAAAACCUCAAUGCUCUUGCCAUGGUCCUCCCCGGCCUGCUCGGCGGAAGUGCCGAUCUCGCCUCUUCGAACAUGACGCUUCUCAAAAUGUUUGGAAAUUUCCAGAAGGACACGCCGGAAGAACGCAAUGUCAGGUUCGGCGUCCGCGAGCACGGCAUGGGGGCCAUCUGCAACGGCAUCGCCUGCCACAGCCCGGGACUGAUUCCCUACUGCGCUACAUUCUUCGUUUUCACCGACUACAUGAGAGCGGCGAUACGAAUCUCGGCCCUCUCGGAAACCGGCGUAAUUUACGUCAUGACCCACGACUCGAUUGGACUCGGAGAAGACGGCCCAACGCACCAACCCAUCGAGCAUUUGGCGAGCUUCCGGGCAAUGCCCAACAUUUUGAUGCUCCGUCCCGCCGACGGCACCGAGACCGCCGGCGCGUACAAAGUCGCUGUCCUAAACCGGAAGAGGCCCUCGAUCCUCGCCCUGUCCCGGCAAAAGCUGCCGCAGCUUCCAGGAACUUCAAUCGAAGGAGUCGAGAAAGGAGGGUACGUAAUAUCCGACAAUUCGUCGGGAAACAACCCCGACGUAAUAUUGAUCGGAACCGGGUCCGAGCUUGAGAUUGCCGCAAAGGCUGCCGACGAGCUCCGAAAAGAUGGCAAGGCUGUGAGAGUCGUCUCCCUCGUUUCGUGGGAGCUUUUCGACGAGCAAUCGAGCGAUUACAAGGAAAGCGUUCUUCCCGCUGCCGUGACGGCGCGGGUCAGCAUCGAGGCGGGAUCAACAUUCGGGUGGGAGAGAAUCGUCGGGUCGAAAGGUAAAGCUAUCGGAGUCGACGGAUUCGGCGCGAGCGCCCCUGCCGGUAAAUUAUACAAAGAGUUCGGGAUCACGGCCGAGGCUGUUGUGGCUGCGGCUAAGGAGUUAUGUUAGGUUUGAAUCUGUUGAUUUUCGAAGAUUUUUCGACUCGGCGCCGCCGCGCCGGCGGCCGGCCGGCCGGUUCGUCUUCCGGCCUUUUCCGAAUAAAGAUGACUAUAAGGUAUGUGUGUGAGGGUUUUGUGUUGUGUUAUUUUGUUGGUGAAAGUUUAGGAUGGAAUGAAGUUAUUGCAAUUUGAUUGUAGUGAUCAAUGAUGUUCUUUUUUGGAUUUGUUUUUGCCUAAACUUCAGAGAAGUGUGUUUCUUUAACCAUUAAAAUUCAGUUUCCUACUCUUUGAUUCUGUA